Messenger RNA from Zingiber officinale, 1743 nucleotides. RefSeq names its product QWRF motif-containing protein 7-like. The record is from RefSeq and is a predicted model, not a curated record. Gene Ontology annotation, molecular function: microtubule binding. Gene Ontology annotation, cellular component: centrosome; cytoplasm; nuclear microtubule. Lineage: Eukaryota; Viridiplantae; Streptophyta; Magnoliopsida; Zingiberales; Zingiberaceae. The coding region runs from base 279 to 1511 and encodes 410 amino acids. Gene Ontology annotation, biological process: centrosome cycle; spindle assembly. The transcript has 5 exons.
AAGGGACGGAGGAGCUCUUCCAAUCUUGACGCCCCGCUCGCUUCUCUUAUUCGCAUCGAUACGUACAGCAACGUGCGCGCUGCUCGCAGUGUCCUUUUAGGUCGUGGGUGCUCUUCGACGUGCCUUCGAGUUGCCCGUUGAAUACGUGCCUCCGAGCGUUCGAGGGGGAAGGGGGUUAAAUUUUUAACUUGGGCAUUUUAUCGAACGACUCGCUCUCUCCACCUACUCCUUGAGUUCCCCGCGCAAAUUGAACGCUAGCUAGCUAGAUACCUCGAAACAUGAAUAUGGGGACCGGCGCGCGCUCGCCCUCGCCUCGCCGACGAAGUGCUCUUCUACUUCGGUGCCGCAGCGGCGUCUCCUCCUUUACUCGUGGAUCUUCUUCUCCCAAGGCCACCCCGUUGUCGUCUUCACUCUCCAAUUCGCACCCUGUCGCCCUCCAGCGCUCCCACUCGGCUUCCAAGAUCACACCUUCGCAGCAGGUCUUUGACGACGCCGCCGAAGCUGAUCCCUCCAAGGAGAACCGCCGGUGCCUCUCCGCGCCCGACCCGAAGCCGAGGCCGCCGCCGCCUUCCGCCUGGGCGCUCUCCCCCGGCCGCUCCCCGCCGCGUGGCGCAGAGCACGACUCCAAUGUUGGUAAUAAGGCCAAAGGACGGAUCCCGGCUUGGGCACGAUCGCCUACCCGGACGUACGCGAUCACUUCGCAGAACCAGGCGCGCCGAGAGCCUGUGGCGGCCUCCGGCGGGAAGAGGGGCGGGGACGGUGGCGGAGUCCUGGGUCUCUUCAGGAAGAGGAAGGAGGCAGCGCCGGCCGACGAGGAGUGGCACCAGCUCCGGCUGCUCUCGUCGCGGCUGGCGCAGUGGCGGUUCGCCAACGCCAAGGCCGAGGAGGCCAUGGAGGUCUCCCGGCGAAACGCCGACGAAAAGCUGUUCGACGUCUGGUUGGGUGUCUAUGAGUUGAGGAAUCUCGUGGCGGCCAAACGGGUUUUGGUUCAACGAAGAAAGCAGAAGAUGAAGCUGUUUCAAAUCCUUCAACCGCAGGCUCUUCUCCUGAGCCACUGGAAGCCCCAUGCAAAGAAGCACAUUGAAGCUGUAGCCAUCCUCGUGAGGCUCUUAGGCACUGCUUGCCUCUCGCUUCCUCUGGUCGAAGGAACACAGGCCGACUUGGUGUCAGUCCAUCUCAACAUGAGCACGUCAAUGGAGAUCAUGAAGGAAAUUGCUGGUGCAGCAGGAAUCUUUUACUCAGAGGCUGGAGAAGUAGACGCAAUCCUCAUCGAGUUGGUCAAAAUAAUAAGAUCAGAGAUAGAAAGUCUGGAGGAAUUGAUCAAGAUUUGUAGAAGAGUCACUUCAUUGGAGAUGCAUGAACUGAGCCUUCGAGCGCAGAUGUUUCAGGUGAUAAAAGAGGAAGACGAACGCAUCUUUGUUUAUCCUCAGCGCAGAGCUGAAAUUUGCAAAGAUACAUUCACAUCAGUGCGUCCGGUGCCGUAUCGCACUCUUGUUUGGACUAUUUACUAACUAUUACAGCUUCCUGAGAAAAUCAAAGCACAGCAUUGGAUCGAACAAGCUUACAUAAUGGCGUGCGUGCGUGUGUGCGUGUGUGCGAAUGUAGCAGUAUUAGGAUGCAUUUGUUGCAGAUUAUUUAAAUGGGGCACUGGAUUUUUCAUUUAUUUUCUCAACAAAGAAAGAGGAUUGUAAGUUGUAACGAUGACUGACGGGCCGCAUAGUUAAUUUGAUUUGAUCGGUUCAA